This is a messenger RNA of Maylandia zebra (zebra mbuna), 2321 nucleotides long. RefSeq names its product solute carrier family 2 member 9, like 1 (gene slc2a9l1). Gene Ontology annotation, biological process: dehydroascorbic acid transport. NCBI's taxonomy places the organism in Eukaryota, Metazoa, Chordata, Actinopteri, Cichliformes, Cichlidae. The record is from RefSeq and is a predicted model, not a curated record. Gene Ontology annotation, cellular component: plasma membrane. Gene Ontology annotation, molecular function: D-glucose transmembrane transporter activity.
UGGACUGAGAAAAGUAUUGGAUGACUUAUUGCUGGAGCCAUGAUACUAUAUUGCAUAAUAGCUGGAUUGCACUGAUGGCUUUUUUGGGGAGUUUGUUUGUUUUUUUGCAAGUUUAAAUGAGAAUUAAGAAUUAAUUAAUUUAUUGAGUGUAUUCCUUUUUCAAAUGUUCAUAGACAGCCACAGUUCUUAGUCUACGUCUAAACUCUGCUGGCCUGAUAAUAAUAGAGUUUAUCUUUCCACGUGAUUUAAAUAAGAAGAAUAAGAAGAAACAGGAACAGAGAGAAAAACAUAAAUCAAGCUACUGGCAAUAGGACGAAUCACUUAUAAAAACAUAUGCAGCACCAGUGUUGUGUACAAAUAUGUACUGAUAAUGUCCUUAUUUGACAUUAUGGUUAAAUCUAUACAUUAGCUUGCGUGUGACUGUGAACUCAUUCAGUUUAUAUUGUUUUCAGUCUGAAAUAGCUGCAAGUUAGAAAUGAUCCAGUGAUUGUCAGGGUGGUGUGAUGACACCAAGUUACUUUAUUUCUGAAAAGUUAAUAAUAAGCAGGGUGAAACACUGAACUGUGUCCCCACUGUUAGGACAUAUGUGCUGUUAAGGUCCGUGUAUCAAGAGAAUGGAAACUUUGUUUCAGCAGCUGACCCAUGGCAACGCUCUAUUCCUCAUCCUUGUUUUGGGAUUAGGAGGAAGCUUUCAGGUCGGCUUCCAUAUCACUGGACUGAGUUCUCCUUCACCGUACAUCCAGUGCUUCAUCAACAACAGCUGGUAUGACAGAUACGGAGAGCCUCCACAUCCGCAGAUGGUCACAAUGAUCUGGUCUCUUAUUGUUUCCAUGUUUGCUGUCGGGGGACUCUUCGGUGCCAUCAGUGUCAAAUUUAUCUCAGACUUGCUGGGAAGAAAAAAGGCAAUGAUCUGCAACAGCUUCAUUGCUGUUCUUGCAGCAGGAUUCAUGCUGACGAGUAAAAAUGUCAACUCUUUCGAAAUGAUCAUUGUGGCAAGAUUUCUGUUUGGUUACUCAGCAGGCUUGGGAAUGAACACUCACUUAAUAUAUCUUGGGGAGAUUUCACCCAGAAAGAUAAGAGGGAUAGUGACUCUGACCUCAGCCACUUUUACGUCACUCGGGAAAGUGUCUGGACGGGCGUUUGGGUUGAGCGAGAUCCUUGGCCGCGAGGACACGUGGGACAUUCUCCUUAGUGUCGCUGCACUUUUCUCCUUUGUUCAGAUUGUGAUGUUGCCUUUUUUUCCUGAGACGCCAAGAUAUUUACUCAUAGAGAAAGGUGAUGAUAAGGCAUGCAAAAAAGCUCUCCAGAGUCUGUGGGGCCAAGGUGACUACCAACAAGAAAUGGAUGAGAUGUUGACUGAGCAGGCAGCCAUUGAAGCAGCCCCACCAGUGAGCCUUCUGCAGCUGCUGAGAGACAGGACUGUCCGAUGGCAGGUCAUCACCAUCUCCACCAUCUACUGUUGCAACCAGCUGUCGGGCAUGUCUACAAUUAGUACCUUUACUUAUGACAUCUUCCUGGAGGCAGGUAUACCAAAGAAGAAGAUCCGCUAUAUCACUCUCGGUCUUGGAGUGGCUGAAAUUCUCACCUCGCUCACCUGUGGUCUUCUCAUUGACCUCACAGGGAGAAGACCAUUGCUGUUCGGCGGUUACGGUGUCAUGUCUGCUUGCUGGAUUUUUGUCACUGUCACACUCAACCUGAAGGAUUCCAGCUACUGGGUUCCAUACAUUACUGUGAGUUUGAUGGUUGUCUUCAUCGUGUUCUUUUGUGGAGGACCUGGAGGAGCCACACCAACGCUCAACAGUGAGCUCUUCAUUCAGUCUAAUCGAAUGGCAUCACUCGUCCUCACAGGGCUGCAGCGGUGGUUUAUGUUUGCAGUGAUGGGCCUGGUCUUUCCAUUCCUCAUUGAUGCUCUCAGCUCGUACUUAUUUGUGCUGUUUGCCUCUGCCUGCAUGCUGGGUAGUCUUUAUACCUUCUUCCUUUUGCCUGAGACUAAAGGCAAGACCCUGCUGGAGAUCUCAGAGGAGUUUAAAGCCAUCACCGUCUGUGGGAAAUCCUUUGCAGAGGAAACGAGAACAGAGACCAGGUUGUGAUGAGGACCACGUAUAGCUACAGCAAAAAACAUGAGGGAAAAAACAAUUUUUCUUUCAGGACAAGAUUGAAUGACUGUGGAAAAAACGUGCUUUGCAAAUAAAUGACUCACAAUGACAUUAAACAAUGUUACAAUUCCCAAAAUUUGGAAUCUUUCCAACUUCAGUUUUUGCUUUUUAGUUGCUUCUGCUAUUUUCUGUUUGUCCAUAAAUGGUGACUGUUGUGCAAUCAGA